AUUUGAAUUUGGGCGCUGGGGCCAAAUUACUUGCUUGGAUUGCUUAUUCGUGUUGUGAAUUUUUCUUUUUUGUGUUGAAAAAUCUUUUUUUUUUUUUCUUGUUUGGGUGUUGAUGCAUUAAUCUAUAAAUAAAUGCCGGGGUUUUCAAAUCCUAGAUUGUGCAUUUUGUGAGAGUUUUAUGUGAUUCUACAACCUGGGUUUUAUUUCACUUUUGUUGCCUAUCAUAAUUUAGAAGCCCUAGUUAAAAUUUUCCCUUUUUUCAGUAUAAUUUUCCUUAGCUAUCACCAAUCAUCUCAUUACAAACCCUAGAUUCACUUCCCUGAGCUUUUGAUUGUAAAUUCCAAACCGUAGAAGCUCAAAAACCAUAGGUUGUGCAUUUUGUGUGAUUUUGAAAUCUGGGUUUGUUUCCUUUGUGGCUAUAUUUGAGAAGUCCUAUUUGGAUUUCUCUUUUCUCUCUCCAUUUGGAACUUCAAUAUAUAAACCCUAGAAUCAGUUCAAAGUCAACAGGUCUCAAAGUGCUUUUGAUGGUAAAUUAGCAACCAUAAAAGCUCAAAAACUUGAUGAAUUCACGCCGCGCCAAAUCCUUUAAACUCAAUUCGUCGCGAUCGAAACCAAUUAGACUAGAUAAGGAGAAUUGUAUAUCCUUUAUGGGUUCUUCAGUUGAGAGCACACUAUACUUGUGUAUAGCCCAGGGGGGCAGAAUCAUCUUCUCCUACAACACCAAAGACCGCGAGCUUGAAACCCUCGCCGCCCUCUGCCUCGAGAACUCCCCGCAAUUCCACAAAUGGUAUUUUCACACCGUUAGCACGAGAACUUUCGGUUACUUAAUGUCUGACGGAUGCACCUACUUUGCGAUCGUCGACCCUACGUUGGGGAAGUCAGCUCUUCUCCAAUUCCUCAAGCAAAUCCGCGAAGAAUUCAGGAAUUCCCGGGCAAGUGGCGCUUUCGAUUCGUUGACGCCCAUUAUCCGGCGGUUGAUUGCCUCGAUGGAUAACAUGCCUCGAUCCGCAAUUCUUGCGGAGGAGAACUUCCACGGAGUGGGAAUAAGCGAUGCCUCGCCGUCUUCGAUGGCGCCUUUACUACCGAAGGGGGAUGGAAUCGGUGAUAGCGAAAUUGAUGAAGAUCACACCCAUAGCGGGCUUAAGAUUAGUAUGCCUAUCGAAGAGGUCGGUGCUUUGUCUUUAGAGAGGACGUCAUCGAGCUCGACGAGAGCUCGAAGGCAGUACUCGGGACGGAGUUUGUGGUGGCGCCAUGUAAGGAUUGUUGUUUUGGCCGACGUGGCUCUGUGCUUGGUGUUGUUCGGCAUUUGGUUGGGCGUGUGUAGGGGUUUCCGGUGCGUUUAGAUUAGAUCAGAAGUCUGAUUGAAUUUUUACGUUCUGUACUUUUCAAAACUGCACAGAAAAUCACCGUGUGUCUUACAGUCAAAACUGGGGAAGUUCGGUUUGAUCCUCGUAAGAAUUAUGUGGAAAAGGAAGGAUUUAAAAGUCGGUUCGACUAAAACCGAGUCCAUGAUAUUUUUUUCGUGAAAGAGUUAAGUCGUCGUUGGGUGCCACGAAGAUGCCCGCGGAACGCAGCAAGAGAAAGAACUCUUAGAAUUGACUUCAUGAAAUGGAUAUUCCACCUCAAGAUGUAAAUAGAAUCCAUGCCUUCCUUUUUAUGUGUGAAAAGAUACAUACACUUGAGUUCACUUUGUUCAUGCCUUUUUGUGUGAAAUAUAUGUGCUGGGAAUAUUUAUGUGUGUGUUACUGCUGCUCAAUUCCUCUUCUUUUCUUUUCUUUUUCUUUUCCCGCUUUUCUGUUAUCUGUAUCAUAUACAGAUGCAUCUAUGUGGUUUGGAAUAUGUUCUGUUAAUGUGGAGUUGAAUACUGUUAGUU
This is a messenger RNA of Ananas comosus (pineapple), 1873 nucleotides long. Its product is annotated as phytolongin Phyl1.1-like. Lineage: Eukaryota; Viridiplantae; Streptophyta; Magnoliopsida; Poales; Bromeliaceae. The coding region runs from base 561 to 1343 and encodes 260 amino acids. Gene Ontology annotation, cellular component: membrane. The record is from RefSeq and is a predicted model, not a curated record. The transcript has a single exon.